Desarmillaria tabescens is the source of this 1675-nucleotide messenger RNA. RefSeq lists its product as uncharacterized. Lineage: Eukaryota; Fungi; Basidiomycota; Agaricomycetes; Agaricales; Physalacriaceae. The transcript is spliced from 2 exons. Bases 450 to 1586 code for a protein of 378 amino acids. The record is from RefSeq and is a predicted model, not a curated record.
GCUCCCAUCAGCUCCUACUUAUCAGCUCCCAUCGCUCCCAUCGUGCCCUGCCUCUUAUCGACUGACGCUAUGGAGAAGACAAACAAAGGAAAGAAACGGAAUACGGCCUCAAAAGCACUAAAGCCGAAGCCCUCCAGUAGCAAAAACAGGCGGGGAACAACUAAAUCGACUGGGAUCAGCAGAAUCAAUGAGCGUUUACCCAACGAACUUCUAGCUUACAUUUUUUCCACUGCGAUUAUCAGCCUGCUUCCAAUAAACCAUAGGUCCUUCCUCGCUCGAGUGUGCAGCAUAUGUCGCCGUUGGCGGAAUGUUGCUAUCGAGGCAUCUGAGCUUUGGACCACCAUUUUUAUUCAUAAUCCUUACCAUAUUCUCUCUGCGGAACUCUUCCUUGAACGAUCAAAGACGCGAUUUCUGGAUGUUGACGUCCAGGUGCGUUGUGGGGUCAUCCGAUGACAUUCAGUCAACAAUCUGGGCUUCGGGUUGCGGAGUUGACAUCGGUCCAUCUUUGGCGUACGAGGACACUCUCCUUGAGCAUCAGCGAUACUCAAGGUGCCGAAAUUUUUUCUGCAUCGUACCGACCGAUGUCAGCUCCGUAUCUCGUUAGCCUUUCCGUCUAUGUCAAAGGAUGGUCACAAAGCGCUCCUCCUUUACUUGAUUCCAUCUAUUCAGUCGGUUCUACUGGGAAUGGAGGUUUAUCAUCGGACACAACCUCAAUCUCCAGCCUUACCAGACUCGAGCUCACAUCCCUUCAGCCUGGACAUGAAGAUAUGCGGAAUAUAUUCAUAUGCUCUCCAUCUCUCGAAACACUUAUCCUUCCGCACUUUGGUCAUGGCUGGAGAGGAAGCCAGGAGAAGAAUCUACCCAUUAUAUCAGCUCCCAGGUCGUUGCGAUCGCUCGCAGUUCACAUUGCUUAUACCCAUCGCGUUGAGUUUUUGCUUGCGGAAGAAUCAACUGACUGUUCGUGUGUCCUUGGCUCUCUUCGCUUUCCCAACCUCAAAUAUCUCGAGGUUCUAGGCGAUGACUCUUCCCACGAUCUUAGUCUCGGCAGCCAUUUCAAAGACCUACCGAGAUUGCAGACGCUGCGUUUGCAGCAAUGUUCUGUGUCACCUAUUGAUGACGACUUCUUCCACUCUUUGAAGCUGCUGGAUCGAUUGGAGCUGGUCGACGUGGAGUGGCCAACGAAAUCUUCACGCGAAACAUCCUUACCAUUCCACCGUCUAUCGUCUCUCUUAAUUAGUGACAUGCCAAGUUGGGAUUAUGAACUAACCCAGUGGGCACGUCUCGCGCGGUUAGCCGUGCAGGAUUAUGGUUGCACCCAGUUUUCUAUCGAAGUAACAGCGCAACUUUACGAUAGGAUGUCACAACUUUUCGGUCCUCAAGAUGAGCAUAUUCACGUCCAAGUAAAGGAUCAUGUUACCGGUUUGCUCUAUCCCCUUCCCACAGAAAUUUUUGACGAGGAAGAUUAUUACGAUUCUGACCCUUCUGAUUUUGAUACUUUUGACUAUGACUAUGACCGUGAUUUUGAUUCGGAUGGGUUUGAGUAUGCAUUUGAUAGCCAGAUGUAUUUACGAGAUUUUGACCUGUAAAAUUACAUUUCCAACUUUGCGUCCAGCCCGAGCAGCAUACUUUAUCUGACAUUGUAACGCGGCGGGCUGGAGAGUGAGCUACCGAGGCA